Messenger RNA from Oppiella nova, 811 nucleotides. NCBI's taxonomy places the organism in Eukaryota, Metazoa, Arthropoda, Arachnida, Sarcoptiformes, Oppiidae. The record is from the annotation of a GenBank genome assembly.
UGUUGUGGUCACCGGUAGACGAGCCGAUAGAGUGUCAGCAGUGGCCAAAGAGUGUCUCAAAGUAUCGCCGAAACAGUCGAAAGCACUGGAAGUGGUGGCGGAUGUGACUAAACCGGAAGACUUGCGACGACUUGUUGACACAACUGUCAAACACUUUGGAAAACUCGAUGUUUUGGUCAAUAACGCCGGCGCCGGUAUUACCGCUAGCAUCAGUGAUAAGGAUUUUUACGAUAAAUUUCAAAAAGCUAUGCAAAUAAAUCUCAAUUCUGUGGUCUAUUUAACGCAUAUAUGUGUCGAGCAUUUGGAGAAAACAAAGGGAAAUAUAGUCAACAUUUCAAGUGUCGCCGGUAUGAGAGCUAUGACGGCUUUUAGUCCCUAUAGUGUGGCGAAGUGUGCUCUGGAUAUGUUCACCAAAUGUAUGGCCGCGGAGUUGGGACCCAAACGUAUCCGCGUUAAUGUCAUCAAUCCUGGUCCAAUUCGCACUGAAUUUGGGAUAGCAAUGGGAAUACCACAGGAAGUCUCGGAUAAAUUAUUGGACGCUUAUAAAAAUCUGACCAUGGUAGGUCGGGUAGGUGUGUCCGAGGACGUGGGCGACUCCAUACUAUACCUGGCCAGUGACCAUGCUGCAUUUGUAACUGGCACCAAUCUGAUCGUGGAUGGGGGUGUUCUUGCGGCUAAUAAUAUGAAUUCAAAUGCUCUUAAAGACUUGAUUGACCAUGCUGCUUUUGUCACGGGCACUAACCUGGUGUCAGAUGGGGGACAGACCGCCGCUAAUGCUCUGAAUGCUGACAUUCUUAAGGAUGUGCUCUAA